Messenger RNA from Anopheles marshallii, 2175 nucleotides. Its product is annotated as X-ray repair cross-complementing protein 5-like. The record is from RefSeq and is a predicted model, not a curated record. The coding region runs from base 1 to 2175 and encodes 724 amino acids. Gene Ontology annotation, cellular component: Ku70:Ku80 complex; nucleus. Gene Ontology annotation, biological process: telomere maintenance; cellular response to X-ray; DNA recombination. Gene Ontology annotation, molecular function: DNA helicase activity; damaged DNA binding; double-stranded DNA binding. The transcript has 4 exons. Lineage: Eukaryota; Metazoa; Arthropoda; Insecta; Diptera; Culicidae.
AUGGCUCGCGCAUCUGGAAAAGCGCACAUAAUUGUACUGGAUGUAGGUCUUGCCACUGCGAUGGCUACCGGGACCGAUAAGCAAUCCUUUUUUCAGAAGUCGAAAGCUUGUGCAUCGCUUAUCAUACAACGAAUGAUUUUCAGCGCUCCAAAUGACCAUGUUGGUGUCGUGUUGUUCGGAACAGAUGAAACGGACAACCAACUCAAUAUCGAAUUAGGAGGAUACGAACACAUUACUGAAGCCUUCGACUUGAAACAAGCAAACUGGGCUACCCUGAGAAUACUGUUGGAUCAAGUAACUCAAACCAAGGUGAAAACAAGCUGGUUGGAGGGACUGAUCGUGGCAUCGAACUUUUUGCGGAGCGGUGCUCAGGGCAAAAAGUUCACCGAGUACAGUAUAAUUUUAAUUUCCCCAUUGUUAGAACGAACCGAUGUCCGGGAGGAUCAGAUAGAGAGCGUUUUGGAUGUCAUAGGGGACAUCAAUGGCGCAUUGCACUUGAUAACAAAUUUUGUACUACAUCCGGCAGCAUCUAUCGGAUCGAUUUUCACCACAUCGGGUACUUUCGAUGAGCAAGCAAGCAAAACAGAAGUACGGUCGCAAAACGAGCGAUUGGUAAAGAAAUUGCUAAAGGACACCGAUGGAACCUUGUCCAAUAUAAACUGGGCUGAGCGAAUGUUAACAUUCUUCGACCCAAAGGUGGUACGACCUACACCGUGGAAUUCCAUUCUCAGCAUUGGCACGAAGGUGAAUGUGUCCAUUUCGGCGUACGUUAUGAUCAGCGAACAGAAAGGAUUGGGAUCGUUCAAAGUGGACAGUGCAGACGAGUUGUCCGGCACCACCUCUAAGGUGGAAAUGAAAACACAGUACUUGUUGAACGAUAAACCAAUCGAAAUAUCAAUGCAAGAUAUCAUCAUGGGAUAUAUGUAUGGUUCCACGGUGGUACCUUACGACAAUACGAUCGAUAUUGAGUAUAGAUCGGGUGAAUCGCGACUUGCUUGUUUAGGAUUUACCGCGUCAAGCAACGUACUUGAGGAACAUUUGAGCUCGAAGGGGUCGUAUGUUGUUGUGGCAAAAAAGGGAUGUACCGCAUCGAAUCACAAACUGGCCGCAUUGGUUAAAGCAAUGCACGAACUGAGCGUCGUCAUGAUCGCCACUAAGGUGUACCGCAAAGACAAUAAACCAAGGCUGAAUGUCUUAUUGCCGACGUACAGACACGAAAUUCCUUGCCUCGUGAUGAUGGAGCUUAUAUUUAAAGAUGAGUUGUGCUGUUUGAAAUUUCCUCCGCUGUUAAAAUCCAAACCAGUACCAACAGAUGAACAAUACGAAGCGAUAGAUAAGUUAAUCGAUAGUAUGAAUUUAAUGGAUGCAAUCGAUGAUUCAAAUGGCGAGUCGCGUGAAGCCUUUGCUCUGCACAACACGUAUAAUCCUACGCUUCAACACGUGUACCAAGCGGUAGCCCAUCGAGCACUCCAUCCCAAACAACCCUUGCCACCGGUGGACACCACAUUACAAGAGCUGUUUGAAGUCCCCAAAAAGGUAGCAACUCGUUCAAAACCAGCGCUUGACGACGUAAAGAGACUGUUCGAUUUGAAGGAAAUCAAACAAAACACUCGCACUGAAUGGCUUCAACGGAUGGCAAAGAUCAAGCUAGCGGAUGAUGCUGCCUCUACCGUCUCUACCAUAGACAGCGGUAUUCUCAUGGACGAUGAUGAUGCCGACCGUAGAAUGGUUGUCUCCGUGGGUAGCGUAACACCGGCGGAAGAUUUUGCUCUUCUUUUGCGCAGAGGAGAAAAGUUUGCCACCGUUGCUACCCAACUGCAGAACAUACUGUUCGAACUGUUGUUCAUGUCGAUGCGUCCUCCGGGCGAUAAAGUAGUUUUGGCGCUGAUGGUAUACCGUAGCGAAGCACAAACACUUGGUCCAUAUCGGUACAAUGAGUGGGUGACUGAGUUUAAGGACAUGCUUUUAACUCGCCGCAAGGAAGAGUUCUGGGAGCAGAUUAUCGUUGGUAAGCGGUUGGGGCUUAUCGAUUCGCAGGAGAGUGAGAUGAGCACGAUAAGUCUGGAACAGGCGGAAAAUUUCUACAAGACACCGACACAAAAUAAGACUACAGUCGAAAGUUCCGGCGGAGAAAACAUAGAUUUGGAUAGCUUGUUCAAUGAACUAAACGAUUAG